Molecule: messenger RNA, 252 nt
Organism: Blastomyces dermatitidis ER-3
Lineage: Eukaryota; Fungi; Ascomycota; Eurotiomycetes; Onygenales; Ajellomycetaceae
Exons: 2
Coding region: 1-252 (83 amino acids)
Source: RefSeq, a predicted model, not a curated record
AUGUUUCAGAAGGAUCUUCAUCUUGCUGAUUCAUUGAUACUGACUACUUCACAUAAUCUGAAGAUUCUACUCAAUGCGGUCUUUGAAUCUGAUGACUCUUCAACAUCUACAAGGAAUAUCACUAUAGUGAGGAAAUCAACAGUGAGGGAAUCUUCAGUGAGGAACAGUCUUGAAGACCUACUCACUGAUUCCGAGAUCGCUGCACUUUCAAUUCUGAAAAACCUCACACGCGCCAAAGCUUCCAUGGAAUGA